AUGGGACUCUGGGAAAGAUCAUCGGCAAUUGCCGGGCCAGGAGCUCGCAGUCCAAGCAGUCCCAGUCCUGAGGCUCACCAUGUAUACACCGACUUGUUGACCUUUUGCUUCGACGGCCCCAACCAGUAUGACCAGCGACGACCGAUCUUCAUAGACGCCCAAGACCCCUCGCGUUCACUCAAUGCCAGUCAGUUUCGGCUGCUGGUCAGAACACUCAUAGCCGGACUCAAGGCUCAUCAUGUGCAGCGCGGAGACUGCAUCAUAUACCCCGCACUGUUUUUUGCUAUCAUCGGCGCUGGCGGUGUGUUCAUGGGCUCCAAUUCUCGCAGCCAACCUCAAGAACUCGAGCAUAUCCUGCAAUUGGCAGAUCCGAAGCUGAUCAUUACGUCGCGCGAUGCGCUCCCCAACGUUCUCAGCGUCUCCGCCGCCCGUGGAAUGCUCUCGAGCCAGGUGUGUUUGCUGGAUGAAUACGCUCCCAACCAUAUUGCCCAAUUGCUUUUGUCGGGCCCGCUGGCCUUGAUUCCUGAAAACGACGCUGUGUAUCUGAAUUUCGCGCAACUGCUCAGCUAUGGGGAGAACGACUGGGUGCGAUUCAAUGACCCGGCGAUCGCAAAGUCGACGCCGGCCGCCAUGUUCUCCACCAGCGGGACGGGCGGCCUGCCCAAGGGAGCCCUGCUUUCGCAUCACGCAAUCGUAUCACAUCACCUCAGCAUCAACUAUGAUGUCCCCUACGUAGUUACACGGCUCAUCUCUCUGCCGAUGUUCCAUCUGUUCGGGUCGCUCUGGACGCACAUCUUCCCCAUCCGCUACGGCCAGCCGCUCUUCGUCCUCCCGCGCUUCGAGCUGACCCAGUAUGUCGCCGCCAUCUACCACUACCAGAUCACGGAGACCUAUAUGGUCCCCGCCAUGAUCCACGUUUUCAAUCGCAGUGCUCCCCCGAUCGCAGAUUACAUGGGCACGCUGCGGUACGUCGGUGUGGCGGGUGCGCCCAUCGACGGCCCCUCGAUGGAGCAAUUCCAGCGGCUGCUGCACCCGCACGCGCGCGCAACUCAGCUCUGGGGCAUGACCGAGGUCGGGGUCGUGUUUCAGACGCGAUACGGCGAGCAGGGGAGCCCCGGAAGUAUCGGACGUCUGUUACCUGGAUACGAGGUGCGACUGGUCGGUCAGGACGGGAACGUGGUGCAGGGGGAGUCACGACCCGGGGAGCUGUAUGUGCGCGGGGCCGGGGUGCUGAUGAGCUACAAGGGCCGCAACGACGCCAAAGAUGCAUAUGGCUGGUUCCGGACGGGUGAUGUGGCCUAUGUCCAGAACGGGCAGUACUUUAUCGUCGGACGAACCAAGGAACUCAUCAAAGUGCGAGGAUGGCAAGUUGCCCCCGCUGAACUGGAAGCGGUUCUCCUCAAACACCCCGGCAUCGAAGACGCCGCCGUCACAGGCGUCACCUCCAAAGACGGCAGCACAGAAUUGCCCCGCGCCUUCGUGGUGAGAGCCAAGGGACCGGCUGCAAAUCGGCUGACAGCGGAAGAAGUCUACCAAUUCGCACGCCGUCAACUGGCCAGCUACAAGGCGCUAGACGGGGGGAUUGUCUUUGUCGAGGAAAUCCCCCGCACGGCCAGCGGGAAAAUCCAGCGCUUCAAGCUCUCGCAGAUGAACACGUACCGCGACAUGGUAUCCAGUCUGCUGGCGCGGUUCAAGGGAGCCGCUAGUGGACUUGGGGGGUUGGGGUUGGUGCACAAGGGCCGUGUGGCCGUGUAG
Aspergillus fischeri NRRL 181 is the source of this 1755-nucleotide messenger RNA. It is a transcript of the gene afeA, whose product is annotated as adenylate-forming enzyme AfeA. Bases 1 to 1755 code for a protein of 584 amino acids. Gene Ontology annotation, molecular function: CoA-ligase activity. Gene Ontology annotation, biological process: secondary metabolic process. Lineage: Eukaryota; Fungi; Ascomycota; Eurotiomycetes; Eurotiales; Aspergillaceae. The record is from RefSeq and is a predicted model, not a curated record. The transcript is spliced from 3 exons.